AAUAAACGGUCCUUCGGAUCUACCAGCAGUUUCAGUUUGUCCCUUCCGAGUUCCGAUCUCCAUCUUCCUCGCACACCGAAUUGCGAAACGCAGUAGAGCGACAUCCCUAAAAGUCCCGUGCUUGACCUUGCGUUUGAUGUUUGGAAGUUGAAGUUUGGACCCGAGAUCUGUUUGUCUCCCGAAAUUUGAAUUUGCAGAGAAUUCCCCCGUCCCUCUCCUACCCGACUGCUUUUAGGGUUUACACAUCUGACAUCUCUCGAAGCUUCGAGUCGCAAUCAUGACUGAGUAUUGGGUUAGCCAGGGCAAUAAAUGGUGUGACAUUUGCAAAAUCUACAUAGCCAACAAUCCGUUGAGCAUUAGAACCCAUGAGCUUGGUCAGCGUCACAAGGAUAAUGUUACCAAACGGCUUGCGUCUAUAAGGAAGGAGAAUGCUGCCAAGGAGAAGGAACAAAAGGAAGCAGCCCGCGCCCUUCAACAAAUUGAAGCAAAAGCUAAGCGCAGCUAUCAGAAGGACUUGAAAACUUUUCAGGACGCAGAGGAAUUAAAUGCUCAGAUAUCACAAGCUUAUGAGGCUGGUCCAGAUGAGUGGGAGUAUGAUAGUGCCUCGGGUUAUUACUAUGAUAAAGCAAACGGUUAUCAGUAUGAUCCGAAUUCAGGCUUAUUUUAUUCGAGUGUUUUAGGCAAGUGGAUUACACAGGAAGAGGCAUUCGCCACAUCUCAAGUUUCCUGGGAACCAAAACAGAAAGAACCUGUUUCAAUAAAACCAUCAACAUCUUCAGUUGCUGCACCUGUUGCAGAAGAUAAAGAUGGUACGAAACAUCAAAGUGGACCCCCACCAGGGAGGGUUGCUGCAGCAUCUCCAAACCCAAUGAGAUCUGUUAAAGGUGCUCCAUCAUCAAUCGCAGUGAAGAGAAAAAGAGAAGAUGAGAAGCCAAAGGUAAUCUCUAAAGAGGAAGCAGCUGCCCUUAAAGCAAGGGAGGCUGCAAAAAAGAGAAUGGAAGAAAGGGAGAAACCCCUGCUCGGCCUCUACAAGUCAUAUUGACCAUCGGGAAUGGGACUCUCACUCUGCACUUCCCCCAAGUCAGAAGGUUCUUGGGGCUUUUUUCCUCA
Molecule: messenger RNA, 1110 nt
Organism: Telopea speciosissima
Lineage: Eukaryota; Viridiplantae; Streptophyta; Magnoliopsida; Proteales; Proteaceae
Product: zinc finger protein ZOP1
Exons: 5
Coding region: 278-1042 (254 amino acids)
Biological process (GO): mRNA splicing, via spliceosome
Cellular component (GO): precatalytic spliceosome; nucleus
Molecular function (GO): RNA binding; zinc ion binding
Source: RefSeq, a predicted model, not a curated record